ACGUAACCACAAACUAUUGUUUACAGUGGUGAAGUUUGAGUGCUGGCGCUUAAUGAACUAGACGAUAAAAACUGAAAAAAAUGGUCUCAAAGGAAAUUUUAACUUUACAAUUCGGUCAUUAUGCCAACUUUGUGGGUACGCAUUGGUGGAACAUUCAGGAGUCCAGCUUUCAGUACGAUUCAGCUGCACCCUCUGAAAUAGACCACAAUGUGCUGUUUAGGGAAGGAAUUACCCCAGCGGGCCAAGUGACGUUUACCCCAAGGCUCCUACUUGUUGACCUGAAGAACAGCCUGAAAACCUUACCCAUACAGGGCGAUCUGUAUGAAGAGCCCCCAGAUCCUUCUCAGCUGUUUAUGAAAUGGGAAGGCCAUAAAAUCGAGCUCCAAGAGGCGCCGCGCGAAUCAAAGAACGCCUUCCAAACGGACAUCAACAACGCCAGUGCGUUACCGACCGUUGCCACAAAGAAGUACAAUCUUGAGCAAGAUGUACAAGUCUGGUCCGAUUUCCUCUACUCAAGGUUCCACCCAAGGACUGUGAAUGUUAUCAAGCAGUAUCAGCACUGCAAUGCUGAAACGCCUUUCGAUAGUUACAGCCUGGGGGCGGCUUUAUGGAAAAGCGAAGUGUUUGAGGAUCGAUUCUCUGAUGAUAUCCGGAGAUAUGUUGAAGAAUGCGAUUAUUUUCAAGGUUUUCAUAUACUUACAGAUUGCACCAAUGGCUUUGCUGGCCUUUCCUCAGCCUGUCUAGAGCACAUAAGGGACGAAUAUGAUCGAAAGUCGGUGCUGGUUUUGCCGACCAUUCCAGCACAUUUUCCCGACAAUGAUUUCCAGACUGCUCACGAACAGGUUUAUUCGCUCAUGAAUGACUCCACACGAGUCAUUAAUCUGCUGCUAUCUUUUAACACGUACCGCGAGUUCAGUAGCAUGUUUGUGCCUUUGUGUACCAGUGAGGCUGGAUGGCGACAGCCCGGGUUACCUCGGCAAUUCUACCAUACCCAAUAUAAUCACAAAUUGCCGUACCAUUCAAGCGCCUUUUUAGCCGCUGCCUUGGACACAAUUUCGCUGAAAUAUAGACUGGAAUCUUCCACUUUUUCCCUGUCUGAUCUCUGUGCCGAUUUGACUGCAAACGACCGCAAAGCAGCGGCAGGCAGCCUUUGUAUGCCGUUCUCUCUUAACGCAGAUGCGGAUUUAAUUGACUGUCUGGACCAAUGGGAGGGGCCUUUAUACAAAAGCAUCACUCCAAGAUGUUCCAUAGGCACGGAAAGAGUGAUGCAACAUCUGAUGUUACGAGGAGUACCAGAGACCAGACUGAAAAAGCCUCCAAACAAAGCGGGCAAGCAAAAGGCGAUGGCAGCCUACAAUUGCAAGUCGGUCAAGGAUAUGUUGGAGCUUUUCCUGGCUUGUUCUACGUAUGCGACUGCAAGUCACGUAUCCACAAUAAGCGAGGCUAUGUCAACUAAAAAUCCCUUUCCCGAUCUGUUUGAUGACCGCAUUGGGGUGCAUGGGAAUGUGUCUGCCAUCCCACGGCUGGAACACACACGAGUCGAGUCAGUGCCAAUCCUGGCCGGGCUUCAUUCUGGCAGCGAAAUCGGGCAAAUGUUUGAAUCUCUACACACUGAGGCCAAAAAGCUGAAAAUUGCCCGCUUUAAUCAAUUCACCUUGGAAGCUGAUGAAUAUGAGGACGCUCUGAACAGCGUCAUGACACUGAGAGAGAACUACGAAGACAGCUUUUUAGUGUAGUUCACAGCUCAAUAAAGUUCGCUUUUCUACAA
Dendroctonus ponderosae (mountain pine beetle) is the source of this 1768-nucleotide messenger RNA. It is a transcript of the gene mst, whose product is annotated as protein misato. The record is from RefSeq and is a predicted model, not a curated record. NCBI's taxonomy places the organism in Eukaryota, Metazoa, Arthropoda, Insecta, Coleoptera, Curculionidae. Gene Ontology annotation, biological process: mitochondrion distribution. The transcript is spliced from 6 exons. Gene Ontology annotation, cellular component: cytoplasm. Bases 81 to 1736 code for a protein of 551 amino acids.